AUGUUUAAGUACCGGAUCCGUAUGUUUUUCAAUGAACUGAAAGUGCUGGUUUUCAUGCGGUCUGGCUCAAGAGGGGAGACCGAUUCAGACACAGACACAGACAGGCGAACGAGCAGCAUGCGAGGGCUCGGGGUAGGAGGCUGCGGGUGGCCACGCUUCGACUGCUCUACUCGGGACGAUGAGGAGGAGUACUAUGGCACCGAUCCCCGGCCGCGCAGCAUGGCAUUCGAGGAGAAGGAUCAGAAGCUCCAAGCAGACCUGGACGCUGUGUCGCUCACAAGCAGCUUGGACAGUGGCAUGCGCUCGCCGCAGUGCCGGAUCUGUUUCCAGGGCCCCGAACAGGGGGAGUUGCUGAGCCCGUGUCGCUGUGACGGCUCUGUGCGCUGUACUCACCAGCCCUGCCUCAUCCGCUGGAUCAGCGAGAGAGGCUCCUGGAGCUGUGAGCUCUGCUACUUCAAGUACCAGGUCCUGGCCAUCAGCACCAAGAACCCACUGCAGUGGCAAGCCAUCUCUCUGACGGUGAUAGAGAAGGUGCAGAUAGCAGCCAUCAUCCUGGGUUCUCUGUUCCUUAUCGCCAGCAUCUCCUGGCUGGUGUGGUCGUCCCUCAGCCCUUCGGCCAAGUGGCAGCGCCAGGACCUGCUCUUCCAGAUCUGCUAUGGCAUGUACGGCUUCAUGGACAUUGUGUGCAUAGGUCUUAUAAUUCAUGAGGGAUCGUCUGUAUACCGGAUCUUUAAGCGCUGGCGGGCGGUGAACCAGCAGUGGAAAGUACUGAACUAUGAGAAAGACAAGGACCUGGGCGACCCCGUCAGCUCCAGCGGCAAGGGUGGGGGGCGUGGGGGUCGAAACCCUCCCCACAGUUCAGCCGGGGCGGACAGGGGAGGCCGGGCAGGCCAGCGUGUUAGGACUAUUCUCAACCACCACUGUGGCUACACCAUCCUGCACAUCCUUAGCCAGCUGAGGCCCAGCGAUGCACGCAUCAGCGCCACGACCAACCGCGAGGUGGUCAUGAGGGUCACCACCGUAUGA
This is a messenger RNA of Salvelinus namaycush (lake trout), 1026 nucleotides long. RefSeq names its product E3 ubiquitin-protein ligase MARCHF9-like. The record is from RefSeq and is a predicted model, not a curated record. The transcript is spliced from 4 exons. Gene Ontology annotation, molecular function: zinc ion binding; ubiquitin-protein transferase activity. Gene Ontology annotation, biological process: protein ubiquitination. Bases 1 to 1026 code for a protein of 341 amino acids. Lineage: Eukaryota; Metazoa; Chordata; Actinopteri; Salmoniformes; Salmonidae.